Molecule: messenger RNA, 6232 nt
Organism: Microcebus murinus (gray mouse lemur)
Lineage: Eukaryota; Metazoa; Chordata; Mammalia; Primates; Cheirogaleidae
Source: RefSeq, a predicted model, not a curated record
AAUCAAAAAAAGUUUUGGAAAUAAUAAUGAUGCUUGUACAACAUUGUGAAUGAAAUUAAUGCCACCAAACUGUACACCUAAAGUGGUUAAAAUGGCAAAUUUUGUUAUAUAUAUGUUACUGCAAUUAAACAUUUUUUAAAGAUGGUAAAUGAAUUAAUGAAUUCAAUGUGAAUCCAAUAGGUUUACAAUACGCAUUGGGUUUUUCUGUGAAAGUAUUAGCUAACCUGGUUGAGGAAUGAAUAAUGUGAUGGUUGCUUUCAGCAAUUCAAAAGGAGACAUGUUUAACUUCUAGUUAUAUUUUUAGAACUGAAUUAUUGGGGCAGAGGAGGAUUGUGGGAAUAGGGAAAGACAGUUUAUAAGAGGAGCCGAAAUAACACUAAACAUGGAAAUGAAACAAGGCAGAGGAAUUGUGCUUAUGGAAGCUCUUCUCAGGAGUAUUGCUAUUUGUGGAUGAAAGAAAUCCUCAGAGUUGUCACUUAAGUGUUGGAAAACCUUGAACAGACAAUCGUCCCCAAUUGUGGAUCACUGGAAAGUCAGCAUGAUUUUCGAACCCCGGAGUUUGAAGAAUUUAAUGGAAAAUCUGACUCCCUCUUUUUUAAUGAUGGCCAGCGAAGAAUUGACUUUGUUCUAGUGUAUGAAGAUGAAAGUAAAAAAAAAGAGACCAAUAAAAAGGGUACAAAUGAAAAACAAAGGAGAAAAAGACAAGCAUAUGAAUCUAACCUUAUUUGUCAUGGCCUGCAUCUAGAAGCAACAAGAUCAGUUUUGGAUGACAAGCUUGUAUUUGUAAAAGUACAUGCGCCGUGGGAGGUGUUAUGUACGUAUGCUGAGAUAAUGCACAUCAAAUUGCCUCUGAAACCCAAUGAUCUGAAAACCCGGGGCUCAGCCUUUGGUAGACUCAAUUGGUUUACCAAAUUCCUCAGUGUGGACGAAAGUAUCAUCAAGCCAGAACAAGAGUUUUUCACUGCCCCAUUUGAGAAGAACCGGUUGAAUGAUUUUUACAUUGUUGAUAGAGAUACCUUCUUCAAUCCAGCCACCAGAAGCCGCAUUGUUUACUUCAUCCUCUCUCGGGUCAAGUAUCAAGUGAUGAACAAUGUUAACAAGUUUGGGAUUAACAGACUUGUAAGCUCUGGGAUCUACAAGGCAGCUUUCCCUCUCCAUGAUUGCAAAUUCCGCCAUCGAUCGGAGGAUCCCAGCUGCCCUAACGAAAGGUACCUUCUGUACAGGGAGUGGGCGCAUCCUCGAAGCAUAUACAAAAAGCAGCCCUUGGAUCUUAUCAGAAAAUAUUAUGGAGAGAAGAUCGGAAUCUACUUUGCUUGGCUGGGCUAUUACACGCAGAUGCUCCUCCUGGCAGCGAUCGUGGGAGUGGCUUGCUUUCUCUACGGAUAUCUUAAUCAAGAUAACUGUACCUGGAGCAAAGAAGUUUGUAAUCCUGAUAUCGGCGGCAAGAUUAUAAUGUGUCCUCAAUGUGAUAGGCUUUGUCCAUUCUGGAAACUCAAUAUUACUUGCGAGUCCUCAAAGCAAUUGUGCAUCUUUGACAGUUUUGGAACCCUGGUCUUUGCAGUAUUUAUGGGGGUAUGGGUUACCUUGUUUUUGGAGUUUUGGAAGCGGCGCCAGGCAGAACUCGAGUAUGAAUGGGACACUGUUGAGUUACAGCAGGAAGAACAAGCCCGGCCAGAAUAUGAAGCACAGUGUACUCACGUGGUGAUAAAUGAGAUUACUCAGGAAGAAGAGCGCAUUCCCUUUACUACUUGUGGAAAAUGUAUACGGAUAACCCUCUGUGCAAGUGCUGUCUUUUUCUGGAUCCUUUUGAUCAUCGCUUCAGUUAUUGGGAUUAUUGUCUACAGGCUUUCAGUGUUCAUUGUAUUUUCUGCAAAACUUCCCAAGAACCUUAAUGGAACAGACCCAAUCCAGAAGUACCUGACUCCACAGACAGCCACGUCCAUCACUGCUUCCAUCAUCAGCUUCAUUAUCAUCAUGAUUCUGAACAUCAUAUAUGAGAAAGUGGCCAUUAUGAUUACUAACUUUGAACUCCCGAGGACCCAGACUGAUUAUGAGAACAGCUUAACCAUGAAGAUGUUCUUAUUCCAGUUUGUCAACUACUACUCUUCAUGUUUCUACAUAGCAUUCUUUAAGGGCAAAUUUGUAGGCUAUCCAGGAGACCCAGUUUAUUGGUUGGGAAAAUACAGAAAUGAAGAGUGUGACCCAGGUGGCUGUCUUCUUGAACUGACAACUCAGCUGAUAAUAAUCAUGGGAGGAAAAGCAAUCUGGAAUAACAUACAAGAAGUAUUAAUGCCCUGGAUCAUGAAUCUAAUUGGGCGGUUUCACAGAGUUUCAGGAUCAGAAAAGAUAACCCCACGAUGGGAACAGGACUACCAUCUGCAGCCCAUGGGCAAACUGGGAUUAUUUUAUGAAUAUCUUGAAAUGAUUAUUCAGUUUGGGUUCGUCACCUUAUUUGUGGCCUCUUUUCCACUGGCCCCUCUGUUGGCUCUGGUGAACAAUAUAUUGGAAAUAAGAGUGGACGCAUGGAAACUGACCACCCAGUUUAGACGCCUGGUGCCUGAGAAAGCCCAAGACAUUGGAGCGUGGCAGCCCAUCAUGCAAGGAAUAGCAAUUCUGGCUGUGGUGACCAAUGCCAUGAUCAUUGCUUUCACAUCAGACAUGAUCCCCCGCCUGGUGUAUUACUGGUCCUUCUCUGUCCCGCCCUAUGGGGACCAUGCUGACUAUACCAUGCAGGGCUACAUCAACAACACUCUCUCCUACUUCAACAUUGCGGACUUCAAAAACAAAAGCCUGGGAAACCCAUAUGUUGGGCUUGGCGACCAUACUACCUGCAGGUAUCGUGAUUUCCGAUACCCCCCUGGACACCCACAGGAGUAUAAACACAACAUCUACUAUUGGCAUGUGAUUGCAGCCAAGCUGGCUUUUAUCAUUGUCAUGGAGCAUGUCAUCUACUCUGUGAAAUUUAUCAUUUCAUAUGCAAUCCCGGAUGUAUCAAAACUCACGAAGAGCAAGAUCAAGAGAGAGAAAUACCUGACCCAGAAGCUUCUUCACGAGAGUCACCUCAAAGAUAUGACAAAAAAUAUGGGGGUGAUAGCCGAGAGGAUGAUAGAAGUAGUAGAUAACAAUUUACGGCCAAAAUUAGAUUAAGAGCUUUAUGUUCUGAGAAGCACUUUAAGGAAUUUAGCUCUGUCAAAAUAUAUUAUGAAUCACUAAUGAGAAUGUUUAAGUUAAAUCACUAUGGCAAAUAUGAGUCUUAACUAUUGCCAUUUCCGUGCAUAUUAUUUUUCAGUUUUAGCUAGCGAUGCAAGAACAGGAAGAUGUAAAACUUAGAUCAAGAAGGGCAUAAAAUUAAUCACCUGGAAAACCUAAAGUGUUCCUUUUUUGAUAAAUUGGAAUUUUAGUAACACAGGAAGAGUCUCUUCGUGUGCUUAAAAACUGCCCCUUCUAAAGCAGAAUGGAUUUUUUUUUUCCUGUUUGAUUACUUUCCUUUCUUUCUGUUCUCGGGCACAUGAUCUUUAUUUUUAGGCAGAGUUCCAUUUCUUCACUUUGCCAGAUCUGUUCCAGAGCUAUCUUUUCCUUAUAGUACCAUCAUUAAACAUCAGACAUGCUCCCACCUUAAUAGCUUUCCUGUGAUUGAAAAUAGCUAACUUGGAAUUCUCUUUGAAUGAAUGCUGUUAUUAAGAGGAAAAUAGACUCAAAAAUUCAAAAUAUUUAGGUAUAUUAUCACAUACCCCCAGAAAGGGAACCUCAGUUCGUCGGAGGAAAUGCUUUCAGUCUCCUUUUUGGCCUGUCUUUCCAUCUCAAAGAAAUACUCUUAGUGGAUUGGAAUGAAGAUAGCAAGGUUUUGAAGCAUAUUUGUCCUAAUCUACAGUGACACCUUUUAUCUUCCAGGAGCACUCCUAGAAUACCCUGUGCCUAAUCAAUGUUGACUGCUUUGCAGAUCUCGAGGGAAUAAGAUGACAAAAGUAGGGAAGGUUACAGAUUCAAAUAGAACUGUAACUCAUGUUGACCUGGAUAAUUAACUUAUCUCUUCCAAAGAUGUGUCAUUUCUUGGGGGAAAAAUGAUAUCACGUGAUUAAAAUUAUACUUUUAGCAACAUAAUUGUCUGGAAGAGAUAAGCCCAUCGGUUUCCCAGCAGAUGACUUUUAUUCAUCAGACGCAGGAGGUGUACAGUAUUACAAAUCACCAAGCGCCUUCAAGAACGGCUCACUCCAUAGCCAUUGCGGCAUGACGGUGUUGUUACAUGGUCAGGAACAGCAAGUGCCCUAAUUAUGAGCCAUGCUAAUUCUGCUCCUUGUAUGGGGCGUGCCUUCCAUCAGGGAGUCUGCAGGACUUGGCCUAUUUCUAUACGUCCAAGCGGUCAACAUACCAAAGCAUCUGCCAUAGUGAACGUGGCUUCAUCCGCUUAUUCUGGGCCCAGUAACUCGUCCGUAACCGUAUGAUUGCACAAGAGAUGGGAGUAUACCCAGAUUAUUUCUGAUCAGAAAGAGACUCUGGAUCUGACUUGAGCUUCCAGCCUCUUCCAGGGCCAAUCAGGCAGUUAAGGGUAAUAAAGGAAAAUGGUUUGGCCACAGACUGUACCAGUAUCUGGAGAUAACUUCCUGCCGCACUCCUGUCCCAUCACAGAUCUUGCUUGCUCAGCCUAGCAGUCUACUCUGCUUCACUGCCUUUUCAGCGUCAGGCCCUCUGGGAGCUCUGGGGAAGACACGGAGCCAGCACCUCUCCCCCUUGACCGGUGACGGGUCAGUGCUGGGUGCAGGAGGAGGCGGCGGCGGUUUGCAGCCUGUUGGUGCUGGAGGGGCCUCCACCCGCUGGGAUGCUGUUAAGUGCUCAGGUGCCAGAGGAGCCAACCUAUCAGCACCCCAGCAGCUAGGGAAAGUGAACAAUGCCUCAGUAAUCAGGUUUUAGAGUCUUGUUAUCAUAAAGAAGCUUAACUCUAGAUCACAGUUUUAAAUGCCUGCCAUGAAUGUUAUUUAAAAAAAAAAAAAGACAACCUAGUAUUUAUAUAGGAUUCAUCAAAGCAGUAUUUCUGGGCUUUCACAUUGUCCCAGUGGAUCAGGGACAACACUUUGCUAUCUUUCUUAAUCAUGUUAAUGAUGUGGUCAGAGAGUGUUCAGGACAGGCCAUGGAAGGUCUGACUGCGCUGGGAUGGAGAAAUGAAUUUCUUGCUGCUGGAAGAAACCGUUUUUCAUUCGGCACAGCCAAGAUGGGAGUGCCCCGUUCCUUUCCUCGCUCCCCUGUGAUACUGCCCUGGAGGGAGUGUCACUUCCUCUCUAUUUUUACCUCUUUUCUCUGAAGUGUGCGACUAUCUCCUAGUGUUUGAAUUAUGGCAAUUAAUCACUGUUGAUGUCAGCAUGGAAAUGUUUUUACCUUAUCUCCUUAUAUAGAUGAUGGAACUGCAGAAGAAACAUACAUUUAUGUUUUCAUAGCCCCAGCAGAGAGAAUCGUCUUCAUAGUUUAAAAUGUGCUGCUGUGGACAGGAGGGAAAAUAACUCUGCAUUUUUAAAGGCAGCAAAUGUGACGUCUGGCACUGCUAAGAUGCCCAAAAGAAUAAAACAGUAGAGCCCCGGGUCACUCAUGCCGUCCACAGUGUUAAUGUGAGUCCGGGGAUGACUUGUGGUGAGGAACAUGGGGCAGCGUCUGCAGACCACGGCGGCUGCAUCUGUAAGUGGGAGCCGAGGCGGCGGCCCCAGGGAAACCUGUGGCCCCACCAAGGGAGAAUCUGGCCCUCGACCUGUCCAGUGUUAACCACUAAAGAAAUUUUAGCUUUCUGUCUUUUUGUUGUAAUGCCUGUGAAUUUCAGUGAAUUGAAGCGUUAGACCAAAUACUCAGGGGAUUUUUCUUUAAACAUCCCUCAGAUAUUUUAGCUAUGUUAUUAGAAAGGGAAAGCAAUCAUUUUUGUUUCAAAACUAAACAAGGCCGUCUUGUAUACUGACUGUCACCAAAGUGUUCCCUUUUUAAUGCACAUGUGUCUUGGAUUUCAUGAAACAUUAAUUCAACAAGGGGUCAGAAUGUGCUCUUUCAUUGAAACACUCCUUGUGUCAUUUUCUUAUGUCCAUAAGAUGUGUGAGAAGUUAAAAUGUACGAUCAGCUUAAGUGAAAUUAUUCAUGAUGCUUUUUCCUAUACUGUAGCAUAAGAUGUAAAGUUUGUAAUUAAUGUUUGUUAAUUUCUGUGCAUUUUAAUAUUCUUUUAUAAUUAUGAGCAUUUUAAUAAAUUUGUUUUUUCAAACAA